Molecule: messenger RNA, 1173 nt
Organism: Strigops habroptila (Kakapo)
Lineage: Eukaryota; Metazoa; Chordata; Aves; Psittaciformes; Psittacidae
Gene: PPIL3
Product: peptidylprolyl isomerase like 3
Exons: 9
Coding region: 419-904 (161 amino acids)
Biological process (GO): protein peptidyl-prolyl isomerization; protein folding
Cellular component (GO): catalytic step 2 spliceosome
Molecular function (GO): peptidyl-prolyl cis-trans isomerase activity
Source: RefSeq, a predicted model, not a curated record
CGUUGGUGAGGAAAAGAGUGUUCACAGUGUGGGGAGGACUCGGUUCCACCAGCAAGCCCACAUUGUCCCAGCUUUCAGCCAGAGAGAGGGAUGCAAAGCCAUUCAGGGCUGAAACCAGCUCACCGAGAUCCAUGAGGGAGCGUGUGGGCAGGUGGCCCAAAGCACGGGUGCAGCGGAGAAGGCGGUGAAGCAGCUGUAUGCGAGGCAGCAGCAUGCAGCGAUCUGCAGAGGGGGUAAAACCGGCAGCAAUAAGCCCAGGAAACUGCUGUAUGCAAAUCUACCUGAGCUGUUUGAUGAGCAGACAUGAUGAGGUUGUUGCUAUUGUGGGUCAAGGUGCUUUUGGAAGAGUCGUGGAAUGCAUUGAUCACAAAGCGAAACUGCUGUAUGCAAAUUUACCUGAGCUGUUUGAUGAGCAGACAUGGCUGUCACGCUGCAUACUGAUGUAGGAGAUAUUAAACUGGAACUAUUCUGUGAGCGUACACCAAAGACUUGCGAAAAUUUCCUGGCUCUUUGUGCUAGUAACUACUACAAUGGAUGCAUAUUUCACCGGAAUAUAAAGGGAUUCAUGGUUCAGACUGGGGAUCCAUUAGGCACUGGGAAAGGCGGUAACAGCAUCUGGGGCAAGAAGUUUGAAGACGAAUUCAGUGAAUACCUAAAGCACAGUGUCCGUGGGGUGGUUUCAAUGGCAAACAAUGGUCCAAAUACCAAUGGAUCGCAGUUCUUCAUCACUUACGGCAAGCAACCGCACCUCGACAUGAAGUACACUGUGUUUGGCAAAGUUAUUGAUGGCUUGGAGACCCUGGAUGAGCUGGAGAAGCUGCCUGUGAAUGAGAAAACCUACAGACCUCUUAAUGAUGUUCGCAUUAAAGACAUUACAAUUCAUGCCAACCCUUUUGCUUUGUAGCCGCAGAGUGCCUUGACACAUUCUGUAGGGACAGAUCAGAUUGACUGCUGGAUUAUGGGGUUUAAAGUAUCUUUCAAAAGGGUAACCUGAGAUGGAUCAUACCUUUGCUCAUUGAAUGCAGGAUUUUCAGGAGCUGUGACAUUGUUUAGGAGUUGUCACAGAGGAGUCUUGUGUUUUAGAAGCCAGUUUUUCCAGAGUAUCUUCCAGGACUUUGAUUUUUAAACAUUGCUUUUUCUACUUGUAAAAUAAAAAAAGAUGUGAAAAGAUAA